AUGGUUAAACUUAUGGAUGGAUCAAUGUGGUCAGCUUUGGAGCAUUUUGGAUUCAAUUUAGAGCAUCAUUGGACUUUUGGAGCAAAUCGAGAUUUGGAAUUGUUGAAAAAAGUUUAUGAAAAAAAUCUGGAAAUUGGAGUCGACUAUAUAACUACAAAUACUUAUCAUUUUGGAAGUACUUUAGAGGAAAUUUCUGAACGGGAUAAAUAUGAGCAAUAUUUUGAGGUAGACAAUUUUUUCAAAAUUAUUGUAACGAAAAAAAUCCUGUUGUUCAUAGAAUGCUUGCCAUGUUUUGGAGCAACUUGCUAAGCCCUCAAAAAUUUUGGGAUCUGUUGGCACAUUUGCCACAUAUUUUCACGAUUGCUCAGAAUAUACUGGAGCAUUCGCAGAUCUUCCCAAUAUCCAACCAAAAUGCAAUCAAUAUUUUCGAACAAUUUUUGAGAAAUUUCAAAAUCUCUCGAAAAUUCGACAUUUGAUUAUUGAAACUAUUUCAACUCGAAUGGAAGUUUUAGAGAUUCUCAAAGUUCUCAAAGAUUUUCCAGAGUUCAAAAUAAUUUUUAGCUUUACUUUAGGAAAAGCUGGAAAUUUGCGACAUGGAGAGAAUUUAGCUGAGGUUUUGGAAGAUUUCAAAAACUGUGAGCAGGUUAUAGGAGUUGGGAUAAAUUGCACAGAUCCGAGCAAUAUUCUAGAAGGUUUACAAAAAAUUGGAUGUUUCCAAGGAGAAAUCUUCGUCUACCCAAACAUUGGAGAUAAUUCAUUCUUAGCAUCAGACAAGUGAGUUUUCCCCAUUCCUUCAAAAGAACUACACAGUUUUGUAUCUAGAAACCACGCGGAAUUUGUCUACGAUCGAGAUUUGGUGCAGAGUUGGAUUUUGGCUGGAGCCACAGUGAUUGGUGGAUGUUGUGGUGUGAAAUUCAAACAUCUUGAGCAACUCAAAAAUCUUAUUUGA
Molecule: messenger RNA, 949 nt
Organism: Caenorhabditis angaria
Lineage: Eukaryota; Metazoa; Nematoda; Chromadorea; Rhabditida; Rhabditidae
Source: the annotation of a GenBank genome assembly